Molecule: messenger RNA, 1024 nt
Organism: Baudoinia panamericana UAMH 10762
Lineage: Eukaryota; Fungi; Ascomycota; Dothideomycetes; Mycosphaerellales; Teratosphaeriaceae
Exons: 3
Coding region: 108-527 (139 amino acids)
Cellular component (GO): cell wall
Molecular function (GO): manganese ion binding
Source: RefSeq, a predicted model, not a curated record
ACAUGAACGCUGCGACAUUUCCGGCUGCGAAGGGAAACGGCAUGACACGUAAGUGCGCCUUGUUGGGGCAAACUCUUCGAUCGGUCUGCUGACUGUUAGUAGUGGCAAUGCUCAAUCUUGGUCCUUGUGCCAUGCUACCUCCUCAUUAUCACCCCCGAGCUAGUAAUUACGUGGUUGCAACGAAAGGCAACACGUCGACCUAUCUUUUUGAGGAGAACGGUGCUCGUCUCGUCACCGAGAUACUCACUCCCGGCAAGGCGACGAUCUUCCCUCAAGCUAGCAUGCACAUGAUGGUCAACAAUGGUUGCGAGGACGCCCAGCUUGUGUCAGCCCUCAAUGCCGAGGACGCCGGAACUCAAAACAUUGGCAACGUCUUCACUAAUGGCUUCCCUGCGGACCUUGUCAACGCUGCCUUUGGGGGAAAUAUUGCCGCAGCCGACAUUCAGCCUGUUGGAACGGGCAGCAACUGGGGUCUCGCCUCGUGCAUGCAGAGGUGUGGUAUCAAGCCGAACAAUACCGGCCACUAGGUAUACCAGCACGCAGUGCGCGGCGAUUGUCCCAAUACGCUCCGAGUAUCAGCGUCAGUGAUUAUUGCCAACCGUUUCCCAACUCCACCAAGCACGCUUGCAGCCCUAAAUUUGAUACAAGUAGCGCAGUCUCCAGUGUGUCAUGAAGAUAUACUAUUGCAUGCCUUCUCUUCCCAGGCCAGUAUAUAACACAGCAGACUUGUUUAGACGGCUAUGGCGCUCGAGAACUCCUUUGUGCGCUCGAAAUAAGGCAGCAACGUUCAGAGUAACUGACCCUCGCUCUUUGUCCAUUGAAUACGUCUUGUGCUGGCACGUUCAUGCAGUCUUCGGCAACCAGUAACAGCUGAACAGCACCUGUGCCAGCUCCUUGCACGGAUCUCGUCUUGCUUCAUGACAUGCGUGGCGCUUAUGGCAUAAACACAACCUCUCCGAUCAGAAGGUCUCAUAUUGCUCCUCUCAAGGUGGUGAGUGGGCCCAGAGCAUGUCAGCAUCAUCCA